AAAUUGAAUGAAUGCGUCAUACAGCGACACCUGUAUGAUGCAUGUAGACUUGCAGUGAGGAUACUGCUGGUAAAAAGGUUGCGAACAAAAAAACGUACAAGGCAGCGCGCAAGGCUCCCUGAAGAUUAAAGCGCGGCCAGGGUGGCUCAUGUCCUGUCAAAUGACAGAGAUGCGCUGUUCUGAGAACCUGACUUGAGACCGUAGACCCGUCUUGUCGUUACGUAAGGAUUAGUAUCGUAACUUCAAAGAUGCCGGAGUUGCGUGUGUGGUAGUGUGCGUGACUCUUAUGAUUCAUAACUUGAAAGUGGUCCUGCUGUGGAUCAGAGCCGAUGUUCGCAUUUGCCGUCAGCGUCUCUGACGGUAUAGAUGUUGAGGAACCCUAUUCUCAGAUCCCAAGAAGUGUGGAAUUUGAUGGAGAAGUCUUCUUCCCAUCGUGAAUUGGAAUGGUUCAAUGCCUCAAGACUGGGGAGCUCGAAAGCCGUGAGUUGGGUGUUGGAGGUUCCGCGCAUCAUUACUCAUUGAAAUUCCGUUGGACUUUGCCGAAAGCACAGCGGCAUAAGUGGCCGCGGAAAGAUGAGUCCCAUAAGAAACGACAUCAGGUUUCAUCCGGGGAUUGGCUGAAAAGGACUGAUAGUAUUGAUGUUGCAAUUCGUCAUCAAACAACACUGGAUAAGUUCUUGAAAAAGAAAUCCUCGAGAGGCAACCUGUUCAAUUCAACGUCUGAAGAUUUCGAUGUUGCUCAUCCUGAACCAUAUUUUCAGAAACCGAAUGCAAUGGAGUGUCCUGUGAUGGAAAAAGAACCCACGCCGAGAACACAGCGGAUGUCGGAGACGAAUGUGCCAAGUGGCGGAAAUAUCCCCGCCGUUUGUGAGGCUUCAUUUGAUUCAUUUCAUCCAGAAGUAUUGCCAAGUGUGGACAUCGCGGAGUUAAUACCGCAAGAUGAGACCCCCUCUGGAAUGAAAUCAUCGCGGAAGCCAGAAGUGCUCUGUAAAAUCUCAUGCGCUGAAAAUAUGUUUCGUGCGGAAGACACGAAGUAUUCGAUGAGUGAAAAUUCUUCGCAGUUGAACUUGCCGCUUUUGAACGAGGAGGUUAAACCAGCGAGGAAGCAAGUCAAGAUUUACAGACCUGUGGCACUUAAUCUGUCCUCUUGUGAUGUGAGAAAAGUUUAUGGUAUCCUGAUGACGCAGCUUUUGGUUACGGUGGCCUUCAUCUGCUUGUUCCUGUACAGCGAAGGAGCUCGACUCUACUCACAACAACAUCCUGAACUGUACAUAAUUGCCUUGGUAAUGCUCUUCGCCUGUAUGAUUGCAUUGGCAUGUUGUGAGGGUGUGAGACGCAAAUCUCCUCAUAAUUUUAUCGUUCUUGGAAUUUUCACUCUGCUCGAAGGAUUUAUGCUUGGAACGGUAACGGCGCAUUUCCAGAAAGAUGAAGUGCUUAUGGCAGUUGGAAUCACGACGGUUGUGUGCCUCGGAUUGACUAUGUUCGCCUUCCAGACGAAGUAUGAUUUCACAGGAUGGGGUGCCGGACUUUUUGUUUGUCUCCUGGUGCUGCUCGUUUUUGGCAUAGUUGCCAUUUUCAUCCCCGGCAGAGUAGUAAGCUUGAUCUACUCGUCUUUGGGUGCGAUGCUAUUCUCACUGUAUUUGGUGUACGACACGCAACUAAUGAUGGGAGGCAAUCACAAAUAUGCCAUCUCUCCAGAGGAAUACAUCUUCGCCGCCCUCAAUCUGUACUUGGACAUCGGUUUUUAUUUUAUGGGAAAUCGAUCUGCGAUCAUGAGUUCUCCGGUUGUUAUUUCUGCUGGUGCGAAGCACACGGCCACGUUGAUCUUCAUGCAUGGACUAGGGGACACUGGGCAUUCGUGGGCCUCUGUUCUGGCAACUGUCCGACCGAGUCAUGUAAAAAUUAUUUGUCCACAUGCGCCGGAAAUGCCAGUUACGCUGAAUGCCGGAUUCCGUAUGCCAUCGUGGUUUGAUCUAAAAACUUUGGAUCCGAAGGGGCCGGAGGACGAAGAAGGCAUCAACCGAGCUCGAGCAACGCUUCGUGAUAUUAUUGCGGAAGAGGAGAAGAAUGGUAUCAGCAGCGAGAGAAUAGCGAUAGGGGGAUUUUCUCAAGGUGGUGCAUUGGCAAUGUACACUGGGUUAACCACACCGAAAAAACUUGCCGGCCUCAUUUGCCUUUCCUGUUGGAUACCAUUGCAUAAAAAGUUUCCUGCCGCUUUGGCGAAAGAGCAAAAGGACACGGCGAUUUUCCAAGCUCACGGAGAAAGUGACUUCACCGUACCGUACCAAUGGGGUAUGCAAUCUAAAUCCCAUUUGGAAAAUCACGUUAAAGAUUGGACUUUCAAGUCUUACCCAAAUCUUGGCCAUUCAUCGUCUGAUAAGGAAAUGAGUGACCUGAAGACGUUUUUGGAUAAGAUUCUCCCGCCUGUUUAAUGCGUUCAACAACUUGCCUCUUCCGCCUAAUGGAAAUGCUUUUCCAUGAACCUGUACCGCUUCAUUGAAGUCGUGUUAGUGUGAGCUUGUUUUUCAUUCGAAGGGUUAUUUAAACCGUCUUCUUGAACCUUGUUGGAAAUUACUGCGACCCAUUCAAGAUUUUGUCAAUGCUGAGUCUUGAUAGUGUGUAAUGGUGUCAUAUGUUUUCGUUUUAUUUUGUUGAGGUUAUGCUCGAGGUAUACCAUUCCGAACUGUAUCCAAUUUACGGUCGUCGGAGAAAACUGGGAAAUGAAAUACGAAUACCUGCCGAAUGAUCGGACGAAAUCGCGCAUUAUUUUCUGUCAAUUCUGACAUCCAAACGUUGAAAGUAUUGAUUUGCCGAUUGUAUGAGAAUUUGAAUUUCUGCAACACUGUUGUCAAGGUGAAUAGGAUUCAUCCUCUCAUCAGUCGGUGUAUAUUAGGACUAUUCAAAAUUUACUUGAAAUGAAAAUGCCCGUCAAAACUCGAAAUUCUAUAAUUCUAUACCAACGAAGGGGAAGAAUAAUCUGGAGAUAGACUAUCCAGUGAGUAACUUAAUCAUGAAAAUCUGAAUAGAAGAAUGAUCGUUGAAAUGCAUCACGGCUUUUCGAAUGCUAUCCGUGUUCAUACCUUAUUGUUGCCGUUGAACUCGGCCAUGUCUGGAAAGUUACAUGAACCAAAAUGCUCACUCAGUAUAGAGAUCUGUCUAAGAAUGAAUAGUUAUGAAAUACUGGAGAGGAUAUUGGUAAUCAUUUAACAAUUUCUUCAUGCUUUCCUUCAUUCUUCUGUGCGCUAAAAUGCGUCUUUCAAUUUACGUAGUACUGUACUGUACUUCUUGGAACUUGGUGCUCAUGGCGAUCUCCCAACCGAAUACAUUUUCGGUCGAGACUGUUUUUCUUGCGACGAAUUGCGGUAUCUCAUGCUGCUGUAACCUUCGAUGUACAGUUAUUGCCUUGAUUGCGGUGGACGGCAAUACAGUACUCAGUCGAAAGAAA
This is a messenger RNA of Notodromas monacha, 3445 nucleotides long. Lineage: Eukaryota; Metazoa; Arthropoda; Ostracoda; Podocopida; Cyprididae. The record is from the annotation of a GenBank genome assembly.